AUGGGAUCAACCGAUUGCUAUGCAAUGGGGUAUCAACCUUCACCACAAAUCAAAAUCCUUAAACUGUUUGAUGAAUGUCCAUAUAGUUCAAACACCAAAACUCCGGCUUCUGAGGCUAAUCUUGAACAUCGGUGUGAGCAAACUUCUGUUGCUUCUGAUUGUGAAAGCGGGGUUUCUGGUACCGGAAACAUGCAAGAAAAUCGCAUGUUCGAGAACGGCUUAAUCAGAGUUCAUGAAGAGGAUAAGAUGCAUGAGAUAAUGAAGAAUAAAUUUGUUUCUAGUUUGAGUAAUUGUGGAUUGCAUACUGAAGUUGAGGCCAUACAUAAGAAGGUAUAUUCCGGUGCUAUGUGUCAAGCAAAGUAUCAGUCGUUUUGUAUAUAUGCACGAGCAAUGGAUCAAAAUUUCAGGGGCGGCGCCAAUGUGAAAUACGCAUGGUAUGGCGCUUCCAAGAAUGAGCUCAACGACAUCCUUUUACAUGGUUUUGGCCAUCCCAUGAAUACUGGAGCAUACAGAGGUGGGAUUUGUCUUUCUGCUGCCGAUCACCCUACUGGAAGUUUUAGAUCCUCUGUUGCUGACGAGGAUGGACUAAGGCAUUUGUUACUCUGUCGUGUUCUAUUGGGAAGAACGGAGAUUGUUCGUCCUGAUUCACGACAGUCUAAUCCAAGUUCCGAGGAAUUUGAUUCUGGGGUUGACAAUUUAGCUUCUCCUAAAAAGUAUAUUGUUUGGAGCACGCGCUUGAAUACUCACAUCUUGCCAGAAUACGUUGUUAGUUUCAGAUCUUCAACUCGUUUGGAAGGUUAUCAAAGGAUUUCUCGUCCUCUGAGAAGACCAAGUUCGGAUUUUAUUCCGUUUUCUGCUCUCACAAAAGUGCUUUCGAAGUUCUUACCUUCUGAUGCGAACGAAAUGAUAGCGAAGCAUUACGGCGAUCAUAAAGAGAAGAAGAUCACACGGCAUGAAUUUAUUCAACGAUUGAGAAAUAUAGCAGGGGACAAGUUGUUGCUUGUGACUAUAAAGUCUCACAUGGACAAGACGAAAGCACCUCAAAUCAGCUUCUUGCGUAACUGCAACAAUCGAGGGGAGAACUCGGGCUUGCAGGAAUGGAUGACGUCUCUGCGUUAG
Messenger RNA from Fraxinus pennsylvanica, 1119 nucleotides. Lineage: Eukaryota; Viridiplantae; Streptophyta; Magnoliopsida; Lamiales; Oleaceae. The record is from the annotation of a GenBank genome assembly.